AAAUGAAUAGAACAUAAAAUCUAUUAUUUAUUUAAAUACUUUUGAUGAUAAGCUCUACUUAUGCUUAAAAUAAAUUUUUGAUGCCUCAUGAGGGAGUUUUACAUAAAAGAACAUGGAUGGGUUUUCCUAAUGAUCCCUAAAUUUGGAGGAGAAGUCUUAAAGGAGUAUAGUAGGAUAUUGUUUAUUUAGCAAAAACUAUUUCAAAAUAUGAACCUGUAAACCUAAUUGUAGACUCAGAAAAUACAAGAAAGUUUGUAGAAAGCUUAUUGUCUAAUGUUAACAUUGUGAGCUAAUUUGAUUUGACUCUAGUAGUUUAACCAAUUAAUGAUCUUUGGCUAAGAGAUACCGGAGCUACAUUUGUUUUGGAUACUUUGAAUAAAAAAGUUAAAGCUGUUGAUUUUAAUUUCAAUGGAUGGGGUAACAAGUAAAAACACAAUAAAGAUGAAAAAAUAGCUAAAUUCAUUACACAAUAUAAUUAAAUUGAAUUAAUCUCUACAGAUUUGGUACUUGAAGGAGGAGGUUUAGAAGUUGACGGAGAAGGUACUGCUAUCCUUGCAUAAAGUUGCAUUUUAAACAAAAAUAGAAAUCCAGGCUGGACCAAAAGUUAAGUAGAGGAAGAAUUAGCUUAUCUCUUAGGGAUUACGAAGUUUAUAUGGGUGCCAGGAGUUAGGAAUGCUGAAAUUACGGAUGGCCAUAUUGAUUUUUAUGCAAGAUUUGUAGGUGAAAGCAAACCAGGAUAUGUCUUAGUUCAUAUGGACUCAGAGGAUCCUUCUACUUUGCAAAAUUAUCAAAUUAUCAAUAGUUCUACUGAUGCAAAAGGAAGAAAACUAAAGGCUAUUCCUUUAUAGAUUCCAAACCCUGAUAAAAUAAGAAAUACUUUGAUUAAAGGAGAUGAUAGUGCAAUAGGGUAUUGUAACUUCUAUUUAGCAAAUAAUGCUGUUAUUUUAGCUAAUUUUGGUGAUACUGAAGCAGAUGAAAGUGCAAGAUAAGUAUUAUAAAAUAUGUUUCCUGAAAGAGUUAUUGAAAUGAUAUCAAUUGAUAAUAUAGUAAAUGGAGGAGGAAGCGUCCAUUGUUCAACUCAGUAAGAUAUUUUAUAUUGAUUAAAUAAGCAAUUAUUACAUGUUUUUAUCUGCAAAAAAAAAAUAUAUAUUAAGUAAAAUUAUAAUUAAAUAGAUUCCAAAUUAUCAUAAUAAACAUCUAUC
Molecule: messenger RNA, 1202 nt
Organism: Tetrahymena thermophila SB210
Lineage: Eukaryota; Ciliophora; Oligohymenophorea; Hymenostomatida; Tetrahymenidae
Product: porphyromonas-type peptidyl-arginine deiminase
Exons: 1
Biological process (GO): putrescine biosynthetic process
Molecular function (GO): protein-arginine deiminase activity; agmatine deiminase activity
Source: RefSeq, a predicted model, not a curated record